AGCAGAGUUGAAAGAUGGCCACAGACGGAGCAUGCGACAGAGCGAGAGCGGUAGUUCUCGAGGCGCCAUGCAAGACGACUAAGGCUGGAAUCGCGGCGCUGGAGCACGGUGUGUGGCCCAAGGGCGAGGCCGAGCUGCGCGGGUGGGAGGUCCGGAUCUGCAUGCAUGCGGCGGCGCUCAACUUUUUCGACAACCUCUUCCUCACCAACUCGUAUCAGAUGCCGACGCCAUCGCCGUUUAUCGGUGACGAGGUCCGCAAUGUGGCUGUCGGCGAUCGGGUCAUGCUUGCCAUGGGCGUCCAGGGCACGCUCGCCACCCUAGUGGUGGCGCCGGCUGCGGUGUGCAUCCCGAUUCCGGCGAGAAUGGACAUGGUCUCAGCGGCGGGUCUCGGUGUCGGCUUCCUCACAGCUUACCACGGCCUGGUGCAUCGCGGCGGCCUGGCCAAGGACGAGACACUUCUGGUCACCGGGGCGUCGGGCGGCAUGGGCGCGGCCGCCAUCCAGGUCGGCCUGGCGGUCGGCGCGCAUGUCAUCGCGGCAGCGUCGUCGAUGGAAAAGGCCGAGGCUGUACUGGAGCUGGGAGCGCACGCCGCCGUCAGCUACGGAAGCGACCAAGCGUCGCGCCGCGGGCUGAAGGAUGCGGUCAAGGACGCCAAUGAUGGCCAGCUGGCAGACGUUGUGUACGAUGUGGUUGGCGGCGAGGUUGCCCAUGCCUCGCUCCGCUGCCUUUGCCCUGAGGGCCGGUUCUUGGUCGUCGGCUUUGCAUCCGGCGACAUUCCGGCCUUCAAGGCCAACCUCUUGCUGGUCAAGGGCGUGUCGGCGGUCGGCGUCCGCGCCGGCGCAUCUAUGGCACUCCAUCCGGAUCUUGCGGCUGACAUGAUCUCCACCAUGUCCGCCUGGGCCGAUGCCGGCAAGAUCUCGCCACUCGUGGGUGGUCUCUACGACUUUGACGACAUCACUGCGGUCCGAACUGGCUUUACCCGCCUGGCCGCCGGCCAAGCCCGCGGCAAGCUUGUCAUCGUCAUGCCGUCUGCCGAGGCCAGCACCCAAUCGCACGUUGUGCUCACGCUAAAGGACGUCGACGUGAGGCAUGCUGGGGAAGAGCCGGUGCUCGAGUCGCUUGCCAUGGCAGAGGAGCAGCGGCUGAAGAAGGCGGCUGCGGCGCGGAUCUCGGGCAAGUACAACCCGCAUCUGGCGGCUGCAGGCUCGGUCCUCGCCAAGUACGACACGGUUGACGACGAUGACGACGACGGGCCCGGUUUCUCGGUCGCGUCUGUUCAGGCUCAGUUUCAGAGGGCGCAAGCCGAUGCGGCCCGGGCUGAGGCUGCGCUCGACGCGGUGAGCGCCGGUGGGGCGCUGGCUAGCAGCAGUUCGGCGGCGAUGCAGUACUCGCUCGAGUCGGAGAAGAAGAGCGUGGCGAGCUCGUUCCGGAGCCGGAAGCGCGGAAAGAAAGCCAAGAAGGAGAAGAAGGCCAAGCGGCGGCGGCGCAAGCACGGGCUGGUGACCGAGGCCGACAAGCUGGCUGCUGCCGGGCAGGGAGCGGGUCUGGCAGCGUCGUUGCCGGAGGGCUUUGAGCUUGCACCGCGAGGAGCGGUUGCCGUCAUCGACGACGAUGAGGACGAGGAUGAUGCAGCAGAGGCCAUCCUCGCGAGCUCAAUGCUGGAAGCGCGGAUGGCGGCCCUGGCGGCGGCGGCCGCCGCGCCGGGUGCGAGCGUCGGUGGCAGCGACGCCGUUGUCCGUGCCGUCGUCGCUGACAACAAAGCCAAGGCCGGAAUGGAGGUGAGCGAGCCCGAUCCGGACGCAGUCAUCUUUGACGAGACGGCCGAGUUUGUUCAGCGCGUCAAGGCCUCACUGGAAGAGGAGAAGGCGCAGCAGAAUGAGGAGAGGACCAGCGUGGGCGAGGCGGAGACCAAGCCGGUUGUGGCAGCUACCGUAGCUGCACCAGCCGUAGAGCCAGUGGCUGUAGCUGCGGCUGCAGCUCCACUGACUGCGCCGGCCGCGAUGGAUGUUGUUGAUGCCGCUGCCGAGCAGGACGAGGCACAGGGCACGCAGUUGGCGGCGGGCCGACAGGGCGGGCUGGCUGCGACGCUGCAGCGACUGAGGGCGCGGGGUACGCUCAACCAGGACAUGGCCAAGAUGGGACGGGCCAACGACGAGGUGGUGGAUGUUGGAACCGGCAGCGUGGGUGCCAGCCUGUACAAGGAUGCCGAGACCGGGCGGGCCAAGACGCAGAAGCAGCUCUAUCGCGAGAUCUCUGUGGCGUUUUCGGGCAUCCAGCCGUCGCUGCGGUCGCGUGAGAAGCAGCUUAACCACGAGCUGGAUGUGGCGUUUGAGCGAGCGGUGGGCAUGGCGGCGGUGCAGGCCAACUCGUCCAAGCUGCGCUUCUCGCUCAACGACCCGUCGCUCCGGAUCGGAGCUGCACCGAUUCUUGCGCCCGCGGACAAACCCGCCGAAGAGGCUACCGCGCCUGUUGCGGCGCCGCUUGCGCGUGAGCGCCGCGAGACUGUUUCUGUCAACCUUGCAGCCCCGGCAGCGGCGUCGUCGUCGCGGAAGCGCCGCCGCGGGCUAGCCACAACAGCAACAUCGUCGAUCGCAUCGUCAGCGGCGCCGCCACCAGGCCCCGACGACGGAGGCGAUGCGCGGGCAAAGAAGCGGGCGCGGCAGCGUUGA
Thecamonas trahens ATCC 50062 is the source of this 2669-nucleotide messenger RNA. RefSeq lists its product as uncharacterized. The record is from RefSeq and is a predicted model, not a curated record. The transcript is spliced from 3 exons. Gene Ontology annotation, molecular function: oxidoreductase activity. Lineage: Eukaryota; Apusomonadida; Apusomonadidae. Bases 15 to 2669 code for a protein of 884 amino acids. Gene Ontology annotation, biological process: mRNA splicing, via spliceosome.